This is a messenger RNA of Carassius gibelio (silver crucian carp), 3167 nucleotides long. RefSeq names its product zinc finger protein 768. The record is from RefSeq and is a predicted model, not a curated record. The coding region runs from base 329 to 3010 and encodes 893 amino acids. Gene Ontology annotation, biological process: regulation of transcription by RNA polymerase II. The transcript is spliced from 4 exons. Lineage: Eukaryota; Metazoa; Chordata; Actinopteri; Cypriniformes; Cyprinidae. Gene Ontology annotation, molecular function: DNA-binding transcription factor activity, RNA polymerase II-specific; RNA polymerase II transcription regulatory region sequence-specific DNA binding. Gene Ontology annotation, cellular component: nucleus.
UUUUUGGAAAUCAGCUGAAUUUUGUCAAGAUGCAGGAUAUUUAGAUUUCUUGAUCCAUUAAAACCACUUAAGAAAUAGAUUACUGGACUUUGAAAAAAAUCGAAUAAAUCAGUAAGUUAUAAAGACGUCGUGACUCUGCCUUAUAAAGACAUCGACAUGUAUACAUUGUUUAGACUGCGAUAUCUUUAGGCUACUGCAGUCUACAAAUAAAACUUUGUAACAUUCAGAGCGGAAGUAUAUACCGCCCUCCUCUGGGCGCGUCAUUUUGACUCUCGUUGACAAUGUGAAAGGGAUCAUAACGUGUUCUCCAUAAACUUAACUUAAAACCAUGCCGGAUGCGAGCGCAGACGACUUUGACGGGUUUCAGACCCAGUUCGCGCAAAUCAUGGAAACAAUUUUACAGACUGCUGUCAGGGAAGCGACAAAACUUUAUGAAGGCACUUUGCAACGCUUGAAAGCGGAAUUGGUGCAGUUGAGACAAGAGAAAGUCAACACGAAGACAGGUGUUACAUCCAUCCAGAGCACAGAGAGAUUCUCUGAAGCCGGGAGCCAGAGGCCUGGAAACGUCUUUAAACACCGGGAUAUCGGCGUGCAGUGUGAAAAGCCCACUUUGGUUGACAGAGGAUGCAACACUCUUCAGUUUAUAGGACAACAUCUUAAUGUGGGAGACAUAACUAGUGAUAAACUCACAGAUCUAUGUGCCAGUGAGGAUGGGAACAGACAGCUUGCAUUGCUCCUCAUCAAAAAAGAGCCUCAAGAGACUGAAUGCAACAGCUAUGCACCAGGAUACUUUCUACUAAAGCAAGAGGGUGCUGAGCCCAUACUGGUGCGCAGAGAGCCAAAUAAGGACAUCGUGAAAAGGGUUGUGGUCCCACCAGCAUUGCAAACAAUAACCAGGCCCGAUAACAGCAACAGAGGAAAGUCUCCACCACCACCAGUGAUUCCUUCCUCUUGUAGUCGCAGAGUGGAUUCCAGUGGUCAAAUACCCAAUCAGACUAUACAACCCAGCCGCGGUACAUCUGAAAGAACAUUGGAAAACACUGAAGGCUUGUCUUCCCAAAACAAAAAACCGAAUGCCAUUGCAUCAGCACAGACAUCAACUUCUUCAGUGCUUCCCAAUUUAACCCAGACUCCUGCUUCCAAUGUUAACUCAUCUGUGCCAAUGAUUGAGCUGUCUGGUGCUCUAUCAAUACCUCAGACCAAGCCUACAGCAUCAUUAGUUCAUCGUCGACCAAAACCAAAUCCUCAAACAUCAAACCAGACAGUAGUCCUUCAGAAAGAGGGGUCAAAUAUCUGUCAAAACACUUACUUAACUCCUGUACCUCCAAGCCAAGUCUUAGUAACAGAGCCUCAUUCCUUCAAACAGCGAGCUCAGGCAUUGGUUUCACAUACUGGGAAAACUUUUUCAACCAUUGCCUCUCUAAACCAGGCUCCUGAGCCAUUAACCCAAUGUUCCUCUCAACUUACACAACCACCAUUCUUUCCACCACAGUCCAUCAAAACCCAUGAGAUGCCUCCACAAGUACACACUGUCGUGCCAUCAGGACACAUUCCUGUCGCAGCAGCUCCAAAUACUCUUCCACCAGUUCAGGAUAGGACUCCCUCAUCCAGUCUUGUUCCUCCUCAAUCUCAUGCUUUUGCAUCACCACAGGUAAUGCCAGCACAUUCUGUGAAUUCAAGUCCAUCAUUCCAGUUCCCUUUGGUUCUGCCACACAAUCCGGUUCAGGCGACGCCACCUUCUUAUCUGCCAACGCAUGUUCCAUUUCCUUCUCCACACAUUCCAGUUAACGCAAUUCAGGGAUCCAUCUCCUUAAACCCACCUCAUGCUCCACUCACUCAAUCUCAAUAUCCACCACAAUCCAAUCAGUUCUCCUCUUCUCCAGACCAUUUUUUUCCUCCACCCGAUAAUACGCCAGGUUUGCUUGACUCUCUUGAUACUUUGCAUUUGCAUUCGCCUAUCAUGAUAACGCCACAAGAUGCCUCGGAGCUGGCACCCAUGCACCAUUUUCAGCCACCUGGGCAGUUUGCUCCUCUGCUAACACUGAAGGAGCAACAAGCUGCUGCUGCCGCUUCCACUAACGUUGUUUUAGGGCGAGUACCCAUUCCAUCUGUAGGUACCUCUGGGUCUCCAGUUGACAACUUUGAAGCAGAUGUACCAUUUUCAACAUGUUGCUCAGAGAGAAAUGAUAAAGACCUUUCAGAAGAUGAUGACACGCCCACACUCCAGUCUAGAAUUAGAAAACAGAGAAAGAUUUGCUCCAAAUCUAGACCAAUAGAUCCUGCAUGUGAGGACGGCAGACUUAUGGUAAAGGAUAAGAGGGUGGAUCAGGCGCAGAACGACUUGAUUAGUGAAACACCAAAUUCUGGCCUAAAUAAUGGAAGUCCACUAUUACCAAAACCUUUGGGCAAAACACUGCAGAGAAAUACAGAGUGUCCCCAGUGUGGAAGGGUCCUCAGCAAUGCAUCAGCCUUGGAGAACCACAUGAGACUUCAUACAGGCGAAAGACCGUAUACCUGUUCCCAGUGUGGGAAAGCGUUUCCUAGUGUACGAGGUCUAAACCGGCACAUGAAGGUCCAUGCAGAGGAGAAGCGGUAUCAGUGUGAGGAGUGUGGGAAGAGUUUUGUAUACCACUUUACGCUUACUAAACAUCAGCUUAUUCACUCUGGAGAAAGGCCAUUUCCUUGUAAAGUUUGUGGAAAGAGGUUUUUGGCCAAGGCGGACCGGGCUACCCAUAUGCGAAUGCACACUGGAGAGAAGCCGUUCUCUUGCACUCUAUGUGGGAAGAAGUUUAAACAUCGAGUCGCUCUGAAUAUGCAUAUGCAGGGGCAUAGAGGAGAGAAACGCUACAUCUGCCCCCACUGUGAAAAGGGAUUUGUGGAUCUAGGCAAUUUUAAAAGACACAAGCUCAUCCACACAGGGGAAAGACCGUUUGAGUGCAAGGAAUGUGGGAAGCGCUUUACUCAGUCGGCCCAUCUCAAGAAACAUGUCAACACACAACAUGUUACAUGAAGAAAAUGAUUUGAAUUGUUAAAUAUUAUGCAUUUAGUUGGUCUACUGAUAAUUAUUCUGUUACAGAAAAUAAAACAGUAUUAGGCCCAACUGUAAAUUAAUUUAUUAAGAUGCCAUUAUUAAAAUAGAAAAGUAGAAAAAUAACUGCUUUACUGCA